Molecule: messenger RNA, 2831 nt
Organism: Spirodela intermedia
Lineage: Eukaryota; Viridiplantae; Streptophyta; Magnoliopsida; Alismatales; Araceae
Source: the annotation of a GenBank genome assembly
AUGACUGUCUCGGCUUCUUUAACUUCCUCUCUGGUUCGGCUUCCGCCUCCGUUCUCCCGCAGCAGCUGGUGUCUGAGUGAACCUCCUCUGACCUCGGUUAUCUGGAUUGUGCAGAUUAGCCCGGCAGAUGCCCCGUCGGAGGCCGAUUUCGAGGCUACCGGCGCAGCGGCUGCUGACGAGACGGCGGCAAGCAGUUCAUGGGGAGCUCAGCAGCUUCCACUUGCAGCCGGGCGAGCAACACGUACUGCGAGUUCUUUCUGGACCAGUCUCUGCAGGAGCUUGAAGAUGGUGAUCUUCACGCCCAAGCUCAACAUUCUGCUGCCUCUCAGCCCCGGGGCCCUCCUGGCGAACAGAUUUUCCCGGAAUCGUGUGAGUUUCAUGGCCCUUCGUAACUGUCUCUCUUCAGCUCUCAUCUGGUGGCGAGAUCUGCCUCAACACCCAUUGCAUGUCCCUCUAUAUCUCUCGAGCUGAUGCUUUCUGCAACGGAGCUGCAGGGACUGGUCUUCAUCCUUAGCCUGCUCGGCAUGAUCCCGUUGGCUGAGCGCAUUGGUUACACAACAGAGUAAGUCGGAGUUCCUCCCUUCAACUCAAUUUAGGGGCCUGCAAAGAAUCUAAAAUCUCCUUCUGGGAAUCUACAGGCAGCUCUCAUUCUUCACUGGGGCAACUGGUAAUCCUUAGCUUCCUCCAUCCUCUCUAGGUUCCUCUUCAUUCUCUCCACACCCUUUACGGCUUCAACAGGAUUCUUGACUCAACUCCACGGAAAAUGCAGUCGGCGGUCUUCUUAACUGCACCUUUGGGAAUGCGACAGAGGUUGUGGUGUCGAUCUUCGCGUUGAAGAAUGGGAUGACGCGCAUCGUUCAGCAGUCAUUGCUGGGCUCAAUCCUGUCAAACAUGCUGCUGGUUCUUGGAUUCUCCUUCUUCUGCGGGGGCAUGGUCUCGAAGAAGGCCCAGUUCUUCGACAAGGUGCAGCAUCCUUAAUCAACCCGUGGUCUUCAAGGGAUCCCCGGAAGGCUCCGACUGACUGAGGGCUGUGCUGCGCAGGAGUCGGCCGUCCUCAAUUCUGGAAUGCUGCUGAUGGCCGUCAUGGCCCUCCUUCUCCCUGCUCUUCUCCACUUCACCCGCACGGAAGCUCACAGUGGGGAGUCGGAACUGGCCCUCUCGAGGUUUAGCAGCUGCGUCAUGCUGGUCGCCUACACCGGCUAUCUCAUUUUCCAGCUGCAGAGCCACAAAAAUCAGAGUGAUAAAGAGAAUGAGGUUAGAAAAUAUGCUGGCCAUUCAUUGAAUCUACUCUCAGAUCGUGAGCCUCUGACCAAGUUGCCUAUAACACUCUGAUCUUUAGGAUCAUGAAUUGAUAAGUUUUGGCCGAUUCCUCAGGGCUAAAACAUCCUCUGUUUCAAUAUUUUUCUGUCUGUGUUUCAAUUAUUUACUUCUGUAACCUUAUGAUAUUAGGAAACUGUCGAAGAUAAUUCAUGUUCCAAUGAGGGAGAAGCCGCGGAGAUUUCUAAGUGGGAGACUAUCAUCUGGCUUGGAAUAUUCACAGCCUGGAUAUCGGUCAUCUCAGAAUAUCUAGUGGAUGCUAUAGAGGUACCAUGCAACAAAUUUUCACUUAUUUUAGUGAUGGGUUGGUCCUUGGAAUUGAUCGACUGAUGAAAUAAUUUUCUGGCAACUAUGGGCUUUCGUUUUUAUCCCGUGUAAAAAAAGAGUUCAUUCGAAUAUGUCUCUGUCUUGCAUAAAGAUCAGACCUGAUAUCUCUGGAUGCAAAAAAGGCGGAAAUAAAAAACAUAAUUAAAUAUGCAUAUUAAAAUGUAGAUGAGAACAGAGAAAGAGAUGGAAACCAUUUAAUGGAAAAAAAAAUGGCUUAGGAACAAUGAUCAGAUCUUCCUACGAAGAAAUCAAAGGUGCGAUAAACCCAGAAAUAACCUCUGAUUUUGGUGCAUGCAGAGACCUAAAAAUUCCUUCCUCGACAAUACUCCUUAAAAGAGCAAUGAUUUCAAUGGUGUGAGGUUGAAUUGCUUUGACUUGUUGGCCCUUUUCUUGUGCUCUGUUCACUCCACAGGGAGCUGCAGAAGAAUGGAACAUGCCGAUCACAUUUAUUAGCGUGGUUAUGCUGCCAGUCAUCGGCAAUGCUUCUGAGCAUGCCUCUGCCAUCAUGUUCGCCAUGAAAGAUAAACUUGUGGGUGAUUUUUUCCCCUUUAAUUUCUAAACACUUUUUUAAGCAUUAAUUAUGUUUCUAGAUGAUAAUCAUUUUACAUUGGUUGUCCAGGAUCUAACUCUUGGGAUUGCAAUCGGGUCAUCCACCCAGAUAUCUAUGUUUGGGGUGGGUGCAUCAUCUGCACAGAUUCUAUCAUCUAUAUCUACGUUUGCUGGAAAAAAAAGAUUUUUUUUUUUGUGAAGAUUUUGAAGUCUAGAUCCUUCUUGAUUCCUCUAUUACUGUGCACGCAGAUCCCAUUUGCGGUACUUGUGGGAUGGAUUAUGGGCCACCCAAUGGACUUGAACUUUCAGCUGUUUGAGACUGCGGUGCUGUUCAUCACAGUCUUGGUGGUCGCCAUUCUUCUUCAGGUUUGUAGAUUCGGGGCACUGAUUUUUAUUAUUAUUAUUAUUAUUUAUUACCUAUUUUCCAUGAUAAUGCUGAAAUGUAUCUUUCAAUUGCCUGAGAAUCUCCUUUUACGGUGUAUGGAAAUUUAUCAGCGUCAAGAGCAUUCACAUAUCUUCUCAACUUACCUCAGGAGGGAAAUUCUAACUACUGCAAAGGGAUGCUUCUUGUUCUGUGCUAUGUGAUUGUCGCCGCCAGUUUCUUUCUGCACGUGGAUGCAUCGGCACUUUCCAAUUGA